Messenger RNA from Ziziphus jujuba (common jujube), 3268 nucleotides. RefSeq names its product exocyst complex component EXO70E2. Gene Ontology annotation, cellular component: exocyst. Bases 1081 to 3042 code for a protein of 653 amino acids. Gene Ontology annotation, molecular function: phosphatidylinositol-4,5-bisphosphate binding. The transcript has a single exon. Gene Ontology annotation, biological process: exocytosis. The record is from RefSeq and is a predicted model, not a curated record. NCBI's taxonomy places the organism in Eukaryota, Viridiplantae, Streptophyta, Magnoliopsida, Rosales, Rhamnaceae.
ACAAAAAUGAAAUAAUAAUAACACAACUUUACUUGUCCAAAACUUUGGUUUACUCCGUUGCCAUCAUUGUUCUGCUAAACAUAAAAUCUUAUGCCACUCUUCGCAGGUUGAACUGUUCAAAUCAAGAAGCAUUUUAUCCAACUUGACAUAUUCCGGACAGAGACCAAUACCAUUAUUGACCAUAAAAUUUUAAAUCCAGAAACACUUUUUUUUUUUUUUCGUAAUAAAUAGAAUAAAAAACCGAGAUAAGUACUUAUACAUGUCCUGUUUACUUUUCUUUUGACUCGUUGUAUCGUGCUCUACUCUUUUAUCUUCUUCCUUGCAUCCCAUCCACUUGCAAUCUCAGCAUCCGUACAGUUUCAGUAUUGACUCUUUUUUUUUUCUUUUCUUUUAUUUCCCUUCAAAUCCAUGGUCUUUCUGAUCUUUCCUUGAAACUCCAUCGUCAGAGAAUUCUCUGAUGAUUUUGUUGCUUUUCCACUCGCAAUCUCCGCAUCUGUACAGUUUCAGUUUUGACUUCUUUUUUAUUUUUUUUAUUUUUUUUUUAUUUGGGCUGGUAUCCUUUUUCCCUUCAAAUCCAUGGUCUUUCUGAUCUUUCCUUGAAACUUCGUCAUCAGAGAAUUCUCUGAUGAUUUUGUCACUUUUGGGUUUUUGUUUUUGAUCUUGUUUCACUCUGAGGAAUCGUACCCUUUGUUCUUUCAUUGACAUGGGUUUUUUCUUUUCUUGAAUCGCUUUCUUGUUCUUGAUUCCUUGCACGGAAAGUUUUUAGAUUUUUGAUUAUUUGGCUAUUUGCUAAAUUGCUACUGCUGACCAUUUUUCUAGAUGGAAUUGGCACAAUUGUUGGUUUUUCUAUUAAGCAGAUAAAGUUUUUUAUUUUUUUUUUAUUUUUUUAUUUUAUUUUCUGGUUUACGGGAAUAGAAAAUUUCGAUUUGAAUUGUCAAAGUCUAUUUUUUAGCUUCAUGACAAAGGAAAUUUGAGAUGUGGGUAUAGUUUGAAAUUCAUAUUCAAUCCUGCAUUUUUGACCCCCCCAAAAAAAAGUUUUUGGUCAUUUUUCUGAUACUUUGUCGGCCUUCGGUUUCUUGUAUGGAUAUGGCGGACUGCAAAUCUGUGAUUCCAGAAUUAGAAGGUGAAGAAAACUUGAUUGCUGCGGCGAAACACAUAGCCAGAGCAUUGGGAUCGAACAAGAACCUCACAGAUGAUACAAGAAGAAUUUUAGCCGAUCUGGGUGUUCAAUUGUCCUCCAUCUCCACAUAUUCAGAGAAAAAGGAUGAGAAUUUGAGUGAGAUUGAGAACUGCCUUAAUGAUGUUCAGGAAAAGAUCGCGAGCUGGGAAGCAGAUCAAUCUAUGAUAUGGGACUCAGGCUCAGAUGAGGUUUCUGAGUAUCUGAAUGCUGCAGAUGAAGCCAGGAAAUUGACAGACAGAUUAGAGAGUUUGUCUUUGAAAAAUGAAGAAUAUGAACUUCUAGGGAGGGCUCAUGAUGUUCUUCAAACAGCCAUGGCUAUGCUUGAGGAAGAGUUGGUAUACAUGCUUGUCCAAAACAAACAACCCUUUGAGCCAGAGCACGUGUCUUUCCGUUCCAGUGAGGAAGAUACUUUGGAUGAGAGCUCCAUAAUCUCUUUUGGGGAUGAUUCAGUUGAGGAUUCCAUCCUUAGAGACAGUACAAGCAGGGCUUCUGAAGAGUUCAUCAUCGAUUUGGUUCAUCCACAUGUAAUUCCUGAGCUCAGAUGCAUUGCAAAUCUGAUGAUCAGCUCCAAAUAUGAAAGAGAAUGCACACAGGCCUAUACCAGUGUGCGGAAAGAAGCAUUGGAUGAGUGCAUAUUCAUCCUUGCAAUGGAGAAGCUCAGCAUUGAAGAUGUUCUGAGGAUGGAAUGGGUCACUUUGAACUCCAUGAUCAAGGGAUGGAUUCGUGCUAUGAAGAUCUUUGUCCGGGUUUAUCUUGCUAGUGAGAAAUGGCUCAGUGAGCAGAUCUUUGGUGACCAUGAAAGGAUCAACCAAGUUUGCUUUCUUGAGGCAUCAAAGGCUUCAAUCUUGCAGCUUUUGAAUUUUGCUGAUGCUAUGUCUAUUGGCCCCCAUAAACCAGAGAAGUUGUUUCGAAUCCUUGACAUGUAUGAGGUUUUGGCAGAUCUUGUUCCUGAUAUAGAUACCCUUUACCUUGGUGAAGCUGGUUCCUCAAUAACCAUGGAGUGGCAUGAGGUUUUGGGGAGAUUGGGUGACUGUGUGAGAGCAACGUUCAUUGAAUUUGAGAAUGCCAUUGCAACAAACCAUUCGACAAAUCCUAUUUUGGGUGGAGGAAUUCAUCCUCUAACCAGGUAUGUCAUGAACUAUAUUAGGACCCUCACUGAUUACGGUGACACACUGAAUUUGUUACUCAAGGACCAUGAUGAUGAAGUUCAUCUUCCAUUCUCUCCGGAUGUGAGUCCAAGUAAAGAAAAUGACAACAAAAGUGGUGGUUUAUCAAACAGAAUUUCUCCAACGGCUCGCCACUUUUUAUCAGUAGCUGCCAUUUUGGAAUGCAACCUUGAUGCCAAGUCCAAGUUGUGCAAAGAAGCUGCUUUACAACACAUAUUCUUGAUGAACAAUAUACACUACAUGGCUGAGAAGGUCAAGGGAUCUGAACUGAGGCUUAUAUUUGGAGACGAAUGGAUUCGAAAGAGGAACUGGAAAUUCCAACAGCAUGCAAUGAACUAUGAGAGAGCUAGUUGGAGCUCAAUCCUCUCUUUGUUCAAAGACGAGGGAUUACAGAAUCCAGGUUCAAAUUCUAUCUCAAAGAUCCUUCUCAAGGAGAGGUUCAGGAGCUUUUAUCUAGCUUUUGAGGAAAUUUACAGGACACAAACAGGAUGGGUAAUUCCAGAUCUCCAGCUUAGAGAAGACUUGAGAAUUUCAACAUCCCUCAAGGUAAUCCAGGCUUAUAGGACAUUUGUGGGAAGAAAUGCCACUCACAUAAGUGACAAGCAUAUUAAGUAUAGUGCUGAUGAUAUGGAGAAUUUUCUUUUGGAUCUGUUUGAGGGUUCCCCAAAAUCAUUACAAAAUCCUUGUAGAAGGUGAUUGCGAAUUUGCAGAGAAUACUUGAAUUAUUGUGUUAUUUAUUUGAUAGAGUUGAGGCCCUCCUAUGUCUCCCCAAUCUGCUUGGUGUAUUUGAUAAUUAAAACAGAUUGUUAUCCAUUUCAAAGCUAAUAGAAAAGAAAUGGAUGGAGCUCUCUACUUUUGCAUUUUCAUACAUGUAAUCAGAUAUGAUUUUUGAAAUAGUUAUGCCAUUUGUUUUUUCUUUGUA